AUGCAGCUCGGUAUCAGGAGCAUAAAAGCACGUCCAACCACCGCAAUACUUCCCUUUCCUUCCGGAAUUCUAUCUCUGCACCGCUGUGCGGCUUCCGUGCACUGCCCUGUCCCUUUACACCGGAACAUUGCGUCAGUAGUACGCUCAGAUGCCCAGCGGGCGACCAUAUAUGCGCUCUCGACGCCGCACGGAAAGGCUGGAGUCGGGGUAGUGCGAGUCUCGGGUCCCGACGUGGUAGAGGUAUGGAGACAGAUGGUGAAGAGGGGGAAGAAAAUAGGUCAGGAUCAGCUACCGGAGCCUUGGAAGAUGCACCGUUGUGAUAUCGUAAACCCUGGGAAAGGGGAUCUCCUCGAUAAUGGAAUGGCUGUCCUGUUCCGAGCACCCAGGUCCUUUACAACAGAAGACGUACUAGAACUACAUAUACACUCUGGACACGCCAUUAUCUCUUCUGUCUUGCGCGCUCUAGGGGAGCUUCCAUUCUGUCGCCCUGCAGAGCCCGGCGAAUUCACUCGCAGAGCUUUCAUGGGUGGUCGUCUCGACCUCACCCAAGUCGAAGGAUUGAAGGACCUCAUUGAUGCAGAUACGGAGAGUCAACGUCGAAUCGCGUUGAAUGCCGUCGGGGGUUCCAUGCGAGAACGGUACGAUAACAUCAGGCAAGAAAUCAUCAAGUGUCUUGCAUUCAUGGAAGCCCUGAUCGACUUUGGAGAAGGUGAGGAUAUUGAAGACGGAGUAUAUGAGCAAGCCAGGCAGCGCGUUUUGGAUCUGUGUACUACGAUCCAAGGUCACUUGCAUGACAAACGCCGAGGAGAAAUCAUGCGUUCGGGCAUACGUCUCGCUAUAUUCGGUCCCCCCAACGCUGGGAAGAGCAGCUUGCUUAAUUUUCUGGCUCAAAGAGAAGCAGCGAUCGUCACUCCAGUUCCAGGAACGACGCGUGAUAUUCUAGAGCUGUCGCUAGACAUCGGCGGUUUGCCUGUCAUAAUAUCUGACACUGCUGGUCUCCGAGCAACGACUGAUCUUGUAGAGAGUAUUGGUAUCGAACGUGCGAGAAACGCUGUCCAGGGUGCUGACAUAUCCCUCUGUGUGCUUUCACUAUCAGAUAUAGUUUUCAGUGGCAAAAAAAUGGUCCUUCCUUCAUCGUUAGAUGGGCUGGUCAACGAAAACACGUUUUACCUGUUCAACAAAGCUGAUCUAGUUCCUCCUGAGCACGCGCAGCUCGUACAAGUACGUAAGGCUUGGGUAACGAGUCUGAACACUGGCCAAGGCACCACGGAGUUCCUAGCCCAGUUCUCAGAAGCCUUGCGUUCCAACUACGACUUAGGCGACGCGAAUAACUCACAGGCCCCACUGAUUACCCAUGCACGACAUCGUGCUCAUCUCGAAACAGCCCUUGAUUUUUUGAAGGCUUUUUUGGAGACACCUUCAGAGGAGGUCGUGUUAGGAGCCGAAGAGCUACGCUACGCCGCUCAAGCCAUUGGAAAGGUGUCAGGUCUUAUAGAUGUGGAAGACAUCUUGGAUUCGGUUUUCCGAGAUUUCUGUAUUGGAAAAUAG
Molecule: messenger RNA, 1548 nt
Organism: Guyanagaster necrorhizus
Lineage: Eukaryota; Fungi; Basidiomycota; Agaricomycetes; Agaricales; Physalacriaceae
Product: tRNA modification GTPase TrmE
Exons: 7
Coding region: 1-1548 (515 amino acids)
Biological process (GO): tRNA methylation; tRNA wobble uridine modification
Cellular component (GO): mitochondrion; cytoplasm
Molecular function (GO): GTPase activity; protein binding; GTP binding
Source: RefSeq, a predicted model, not a curated record